CAGUAAUAACAACAACACGCGACUGACAGCUAUCUUUUAUCUGAGCAUAGGUUGAUGGAUUGGAUUUCUGUACGCCUAGGUCAAAGGGCUGGGGACUACUCGGGAUGUAUUUUACAAUGCAUCUCGUGACUCCGUUGGCGAAGGGGUGUUGGAUAAUGGAUAAUCUAUAUUUAGUACCAAGGAUCUGUCAAUAGGAUCAUAYUGGCCAAUCAGAAAGAAGCCGUUCAAACUUCCUUGCGGGAGUAUCUACAGCUACGUCUUACUUUACUUUACUUUAUGUCGGUUACAAAGGAAGCGAGACAGCUACGUCAUGCUUACGUAAAAUAGGGUCAUAUUACCGUUCAAAGAAGAAGAAGCCGUUCAAACUUCCUUGCGGGAAUAUCUACAGCUACGUCUUACUUUACUUUACUUUAUGUCGGUUACAAAGGAAGCGAGACAGCUACGUCAUGCUUACGUAAAAUAGGGUCAUAUUACGUAAAGUUCACCGGCGGAUAGGAUACUGUAACAGAAUCGUCGCCAGCAGUGAGCAGGAGUCUAACGUAGUUGUUUAGGGACUUCCUACGGAAGUUUUAUAUUCUUAUCGAUAGCAUCACACCAACGCCCUGGUUAAAUUGCGCAGAAAACGAAGUGAAAUGAAAUAYUAGUGAAUGGUAUGAAGCUGAUCCCAGUAAAGCUAAACUACAUCGCUUCAAAUACUGCAURAAUAAGGACAAUCUCAUUGGAAUUUAUCAGCACUCGUUGCGAAAACAAUUUUUUUACCGAUUGUAACUGAACAAACUUUUACUCGGAAAUGAGAAAUUCAAUAAAGCUUAUUCGACUCGGAAAUCUCUGUCCCACGCUGUUGACAUCCAUAUCAGUGCUUUGACAACAUGCUACUAGGAAAUGUGGAUUUUGGAGAGUACAGAGGGCGUGGUCCGUCAAUGGGCAUCGGAACUCAAUACCAUUUAACAUGCUUUAUGCGUACAACAACUACAUGUUAAAAUGUCUUUAUCGUAAAGCAUGACAGCCUGCAUAAUUACCGCUAGUCAUAGACGAUUGAGGGCUCAGAACAUUUAUGACACACCGUAGAAAGGUCAUUCAGACUUACUGAAAUAUCACAGUACUGAUUAAUUCAAUACAGCUGUUUCAUUGAAAACUCACGAUGGCUCACACUGUCCAGACUAGAUAUCUCUUCCUAGUUUGAUCUGUACUUUAACCGUUCAAGCAYAUUAAGAGUGAGCAGUAAUAGCCCUUCUUGACUCGCGACGACUGCACAUGCGCAUGUAAGAUUUAUCAGAGAACCUUCUUUCACUGCUGGUCAUGGAGCGGGUCAAAAGGAAACUAGGACUGAAUCUCAAAGUUGUAAGUUAUUUUUUUGGAUGGAAAGAUGAUGACUGUGUAUUUAACCUGUGAGACCACACAUCUUGAUGUACCAUUAACAGAAGAUAGUGAUCCGCGAGGGAUUGGUACGAGUUUAUGACCAUAUUUAGACAUCAUAUCGCUGUAAAUGCUGUUUUUAUAAUUUUAAUCGUCUGUGAAAUUAAUUACCACUUCUAAGAUUAAAUUCUUAGUUCAUUUCCUCAACUUAUAAAAGACUAGCUCAAUUAGACUGUCUGGUUGUGGAAAGUUCUUUGUUUCCUGUUAAUUACUUCUCGUUUGCAGUUAAGACUCCUUUACAGCAACGAACGGAUUAGUUUAAUUCUUUGAUUGCUCAUUCUUCUUACUUUAUUAGUUAGGCAAAUAAUAUCUAUUGACUUUAUAGCCUUCUGAAUAACUUAGUUGGCUUGGUUUCUGUCUGAAUUCAUAUUCUUUCCAGUUUGCGGUCUUUUUGAUCAGGAUCUGUCCUUGUUUGACAUUAAAGGGUUUCUUUUUCGCACUUAAAUGGUUUCUUUUCGUUUUAUUGCUGCAUUAAAAUGGUUGYCCUUGCAAUUAAAUGGUUUCCAAGCUGGCAAAGAAUUCUAUUUGUUCCUGGAUUCUUUGUUCCUUCCAACUAUGGAAUGAUCACGAGCCAACWAUGUUAACAAGGAAGAAAAAUAGUUACUGUGAAGAUUGAAUGGAAAUGUAUACAAUAUGACAGCAGGAUUGACCUCUUGGGGUAGGAGUACUUUACUCGUGAUUUUACGUCCAUUCAACUGUUUGUUUAAUGCUUGAAUAGUAUUGAGGUCAUUGUACAGUAUCUAACAUCAUUUGUAAGUAAUCAUUUGGAGUGGUCAGAAGGCAUGAAAGCAUUUGUUAGUCUGGAGAUGUGAUUUUUUUGAACGAAUCUGAAUCACGCAAACUUGAUCUUCCUUCUUGAGUAAACUGUGCUUUAUUAGUGAUCCAGCAGAAUCAAUACAACCAAGAUAAACUGCCAAAAACCGCUUUGUGAAGUCAGUCUUGCAGAGUCAUUUCCUGAGCAACUGGUAACCGUCGAAUUUGGAAACACAGUCUGAGAUUGUAGGAGGAUGGUCARCCYCACYGAGAUGGUGCUGAAUGCUACAAUGGCAACAAAUAAUAUAACCGGUAGUCCGAUUGGAGAGGCACCGCCGUCAUUUGCUAAAGAACCAGUAUUUUCGAUUAUCAUACGAUGGAUUAUAGCUGCAUUAAUAUUUCUUGUUGGAAUGGUCGGGAAUUGUUUGGUAUGUGUGGUCGUUUUUAAAAAUCAUCGUAUGCAAACUGCUAUGAAUAUGUUCUUGGUAAACCUUGCGAUAUGUGAUAUGUUUGUGUGCGUGAUCAAUAUUUGGUUUACGAUGAUCUACUGGGAACUCGAUGGAGAAUGGCCCUUUGGUUUAGCUUGGUGCAAAAUUAUGCCUACGCUACAAAUCAUGAACAUUGCGGCAUCGACAGGAUCUUUAGUCGCCAUGUCCGUAGAAAGAUAUAGAGCCAUAUGUAUGCCAAUGGCAUUACCUCUGUCUCGAUCACAAGCAAAGCUAUCAAUUGCCUUAGCAUGGACCAUUGGGUUAUUUGUUGCACUACCAGAAUUAGGUGCCUACACCAUCGUGGACCGGGGUAAAUAUGAAUAUGGAUGCCAGGAAGUUUGGCCUUAUAAAGUUUUACAAAAGAUCUACUCCAUGUUCCUCUUUGUGGCUAUGUAUCUGCUGCCACUACUCUUUCUAUUACCUGCCUACAUUCACAUGAUAUAUAAACUAUGGGCUGUCGAGGAGAUUAAAUCCACAACAAGUGGCGUGACUCAAGGCGAUCCACAGGCCUUGAAGAGAAGAAGAAACGUUUUGAUGAUGAUGGCAAUCGUUGUAGCGUCGUACGCAAUAUGUCUUAUGCCGUAUCAUGCAGUGUACCUUUGGAUGGAUUACGGAUCAGGCAUGACGUUUUCUUACCUCGUUAUACUCCUAUGCUACACCCAGGCACUAUCAUGGUUCAACAGCUGUGUUAACCCCAUCAUCUACUGGGUCUUCAGUGAGCAGUUUUCUAAAGAAUUCAAUAAAAUCCUUGGAUGUAAUCGUCUUAAGCGCAAACGGAGAAUGUCUUUCACGCAUAGCUCUUCUGAGCAGAAUCACUCYAACGCGCCUGGCCAUACUCUUAACACAAACGUUCACUCUCAAAAGGUAUAAUAAGCGACUAAAUGGAAUAAUCACUGUUUGAAACAAGYUGUCUACACAAUCCAUUUGCCAGAAAGACGAAAAGCAACCUGCUCAUGACACGGCGAAAGGCUAAGCCAUACAUCCUGUGGCUGGCAUUGGGUAUUCUUGGYGACUCUUUUGAGACAUUCUCAAACUUUGCUAACAUCAACUCGAGAAUGGGAACAAAAAAACAUUUGUAGAACUAGGUCACAUGGCACUGCUGGGGUGAUCCAUUUCAUCGACAACUGAAACUUGUCUGCCAAAUAUGUUGCUAAAACGACUCAACAGAUGCAGAUUUUGCCUUGUAAUUUAUGUACAUAUUAUAUUUCAUGGUCUUCUUAGUAAAACGCAUAAUAUCUUAUCGCUAGCUAGUGACUUACCACCAUACCCAGCGGACAACAUCUUCACGCAGUAACGUGAGAGCUGUUUUAAGGAUCUGAUAGGCUAGGGUAGUUUAAUAAUAAAUACUGUCAUGUCAAGAUUUGUGAAAUUGGGUGGAUUAACGUAGUACCUUUAUCAAUAUUAUUUGCUUUUUAUGAUCAGCGCUCUGCUAAGCAAAUUCUCAAAGAAAUGCUCUAUAUUUGACAGUUUGUUGGAAUUCUUGCAAGAAAUUAUUAUCAAGUGGCUUUCAUAACAUUUGAAAUAUAGAUACAGUAUGAACAAUGUUAGUGUGGAUCAUAAUCGCUUAGUUUCCGUGAAACAAAGCAUAGCUAAAGUUUAAACAUGUUUAAUACUCCGUCAAGACAAAGAAAAGUCUAAUACUAGAAUAUUUCACGACUCAAAUUAUGAAAACCACUCAAGACGCUUCCAACUUCGACGAUGAUAUAUUAUUUAGCUAAAAACCAUUGUUGGUUGUAAAAUUAGUUAAUUUAUUAAGAUGAAGAAAUUAAUAUAGGGUUCAUAUUAGAGAAAAUGCAUUUUGUUAGGCUUUUUAGAAAUAGCGGCAUUGAUUCGUUUUGUGUUAUAGUUACAUAGUUUUCUUAUUUAUGCAGUAUCUGACCUUAUCUUAUUAACACACGACUCAUAGCUUUAAGGCUUGUAACGACUUCCCAAAAUGUUUGCUGUGAACAGUGGUCAGUGUUUUGAUGGUCAAAAGGGUAAUAAAAUACACUGCAUAAGUAUGAAAAUCGCAGUAUUGAUGUAAAGUAUAUAUAUGUGUAUAUAUUGUUAUUUAUUGUAUAUCUUAAAAAAUAGCGAAUUAAAUAUUACAUAACCGCA
This is a messenger RNA of Exaiptasia diaphana, 4754 nucleotides long. Its product is annotated as neuropeptide FF receptor 1. The transcript has 7 exons. The record is from RefSeq and is a predicted model, not a curated record. The coding region runs from base 2424 to 3527 and encodes 367 amino acids. Gene Ontology annotation, biological process: G protein-coupled receptor signaling pathway. Gene Ontology annotation, molecular function: G protein-coupled receptor activity. Lineage: Eukaryota; Metazoa; Cnidaria; Anthozoa; Actiniaria; Aiptasiidae. Gene Ontology annotation, cellular component: membrane.